Molecule: messenger RNA, 4465 nt
Organism: Drosophila albomicans
Lineage: Eukaryota; Metazoa; Arthropoda; Insecta; Diptera; Drosophilidae
Product: netrin-B
Exons: 7
Coding region: 1157-3715 (852 amino acids)
Molecular function (GO): protein binding
Source: RefSeq, a predicted model, not a curated record
ACAACGAAGCCGACGCAAGCAAAGCAAGCGAGCAACGAACGACCGAACGAACGAAUGACAAACGAAUCGAGAGUGUCACUGUAUGCGUGCAUAUCUGUGUGUGUUGCUUAGUUAGCUCUUGGUGCUCGUGCUCGUGCUCGCUCGUGUUCGUGUUCGACACUCAGCAGCCCACGCGCGCGUUGUAAUUGUGUGCGAGAGUGUAUGUGUGUGCCGAACAAAAUUUUGUUGGCAUUUUUUUUUUUUUGUGUUUUGGGUGUAGCAACAUUUGCGACCAGCCUCCGCAACAUGCAGUGGUGAAAUUGGUCGAGGUCGAAACGAAGCGAAAUACACACACAUACAUAUAGAGAGAGACUCAGUCUGUAGCGAACCGAAGCGCAAAAACGAAGAAACUCAACACAAUUGGGAAGCAGGCAAAGGCAAAGGCAACAUCCGACAUACAUCACAGUUAGUUGGGCUCGCUUGUCGUCUGUUGUUGUCGCCUCGCCUCGCAGGAUACGCGACGUCGACGUCGAGGACGUGAACGUGAAUGUGAAUGUGAACGGCGUGUGUGAAACAGCGUGAACGCGUAGCGAACAGAACAACGCUGGCCGUUGACCGAGUUGCAUCGCCAAUCGCAUCGGUCUCUCUUACCCCCUGAAAGCGAAUCGAAUAAACCACAAACCAAAUACAAUUCAGAGCAAGUGAAUAGAACAGAACAGAACAGAAGAGAGUGUGAGAGAGAGAACAAGAAAACCGACCAUAAAAAAUAAAUAAAAAAAAAAAAAAAAAAAAAAAACAAAUUGAAAUCGGAAAUCAAAGCGGCAGCUGUUGCAUGUGGCCGCCGUGCCAGACUUAGUGACGCCGCCGCCGCGCGUGUCGCGUGUUUUGCUUUGCUUACUCUGCUCUGCGUGUAGCGUGAGCAUCAGCGUGUUUUUUGUUGUUUUUGUUUUUGUGUGCUUGUCCAAAUACCGUUUGUCGAUUGAUCCUCGCGAGUGAUAGAGACACAAAGAAACGCAAAACUAGUGAACCAAUUUAAAUCUACAUAUAUUGAAAUUCGAAUUGAAAUCAUUGAAAAUAAAAAUCAAACAAUAAUUGAUAUACAAUUGAAAUCCUGAUUUCAAACCCAUUUGAAAUCCACUUACAUCCCACAUUGAAGUCCACUCUCAACUGCUGCAAGAUGAGGCUGCCACUGAGCACGCUGCUCGCAUCCCUGGCCCUCGUCCUCGCCCUUGCCCUCGUCCUGCCCCAGAUCGAAGCCAUCAACAUCAACGCCAACGAUCCGUGCUACUUCGAGGGCAAACCCCGCAAAUGCUUGCCCAGUUUUGUGAACGCCGCCUACGGCAAUCCCGUCCAGGCCUCGAGCGUCUGCGGCGCUCAGCAGCCGGAACGCUUCUGUGAGCUGCAACGCGAUGGCUCGGCGGGCGAGUGUCGCGUCUGCGAUAAGCUAGAGCAUCGCUAUGGCGCCGCCGCUCUCACCGAUCUCAACAAUCCCAGCAAUGUGACCUGCUGGCGCUCGGGCAGCGUCAAUGUGCCCCACGAUCCGGACAACGCACCGCCGGACAAUGUGACGCUCACGUUGUCGCUGGGCAAGAAGUACGAACUGACCUAUAUUUCGCUGUCCUUCUGCCCCAAGUCACCGCGUCCCGACUCCCUGGCCAUCUACAAGAGCUCGGACUUUGGACAGACCUGGCAACCGUUUCAGUUCUACAGCUCGCAGUGCCAGAAGUUCUACGGCCGUGCGGAUCGGGCCAAGAUUAGCAAAUUCAACGAGCAGGAGGCACGUUGCAUGAACUCACAGCACGAUGGAACCGCGGGCGGCGGCGCCGCCCAGAGAUUCGCCUUCAAUACACUCGAGGGACGACCGUCGGCCAAUGAUUUGGAUGCCUCGUUGGUGCUGCAGGAUUGGGUGACGGCCACCGACAUACGUGUGGUCUUCCAUCGACUCGAAUUGCCACCGCAGCUGCUGCUGAGUCGGGAGCGUGCCAAGGGCAAGGGGAAUGCGAAUAGCUUCAGUGAUGAGAUGACCGGUAGCCAGGAGGAGGACGACGAUGAUGAGGAGCUCGACGGUCAUGAGCUGGAGGAGCAGGAUGAGUACGAUUACAAUUUGCAUGAAAACGACAGCGCUGGCUACGAUCACGAGGAGUACGAGGAGCCCAAGAAGCAUCUCGAACUCGACGACGAACUGCAUAUGGACUAUGCCAACGAUGGCGAGACGACGACCAGUAAGCGUCAGUCCAAGCAUAAGAGCAGCGCCUACGAGAAACACUAUCAGGGCAAGCUGCUGGCCAGUACUCCGUCUCCAGCCGCGAGUGUGCCGCUCAAGACAUCGCCGGCUAGCAAAACUUCCUCCUUGCAGCAGGCCACCGCGGAGGUUGUCGCUGCCUCAGCUCAGUCGGGUUCGCCAGGUGUCUCCGGUUCCGGUUCCGGCUCCGGUUCCGUCUCUGGUUCAGGCUCCGUCUCCAUGCAGCAACUUUUGUCCGUGUCGCAGCAUUAUGCCGUAUCGGACUUUGCCGUCGGCGGACGUUGCAAGUGCAACGGUCACGCCUCCGAGUGUGUGGCCACCACAUCGAGCCUGAGCAGCGGCUCCCUUCACGUCGGCGGCGGCGAUGCUGACGAUGGCCAGGACGAUGACAUGACCAGCUCGCUGCACACUCACUUCGGACGCAGCAGCAGCAGCAGCAGCGGGAGCUCCGGUUCCCUCCAGCUGAAUGCCAAGCUGGCGAUGACUUGCGCCUGCAAGCACAACACCGCCGGACCAGAGUGCGAGCGAUGCAAACCCUUCUACUUCGAUCGACCCUGGGGACGUGCCACCGACAACGAUGCCAACGAGUGCAAGAUGUGCCAGUGCAAUGGACAUGCUCGUCGCUGCCGCUUCAAUCUGGAGCUGUAUAAGCUGUCGGGUCGUGUGUCCGGCGGGGUUUGCUAUAACUGUCAGCACGAUACAACUGGACGUUAUUGUCACUAUUGCCGCGAGGGUUACUAUCGGGAUGCCACCAAGCCGCCCAAUCAUCGCAAAGUCUGCAAACGCUGUGACUGUCAUCCCGUUGGCUCCACGGGCAAGACCUGCAAUCAUUUGAGUGGUCAGUGUCCCUGCAAGGAGGGCGUCACUGGGUUGACUUGCAAUCGCUGUGCUCGUGGCUAUCAGCAGACACGCUCCCAUGUUGCACCCUGUAUAAAAGUGCCCACCAACGCGAAUAUGAUCCAAGCGGAGAGCGCUGGCGGUGGCGGAGGAGGAGGUGGGGGCAAUGGCGAUUACAAGGAUGGCGGCGGUUCACAGGCUGAGGAAAUGAAAAAGUAUUGCGGCAAGUGCAAGGCCAGUCCCAAGAAGCUGAAUCUGAACAAGUUCUGCAUGGAAGACUACGCUCUGCUGGCAAAGGUGAUUGGCCACGAUCGCGCAUCGCAGGACAUCAGCACCGAGAAGUUCUCGAUUGAGCGACAGAACGAGAUCUACAAGUAUGAGAUCAACAUUCAGACCAUCUUCAAGAGGAAUCCGAUGUCAGGGACCACAAGUUCGCUGCUGGGGCGUGGCAAUAUGAUGUUGCUGGUGCCGCGCAAGAGCAUCGAGUGUCAGUGCCCCAAGAUCAAGUUAAACAAAUCGUAUCUCAUACUUGGACGCGACUCGGAGGCAGCGCCGGGAUAUUUGGCCAUUGGACCCAGUUCGGUGGUAUUGGAAUGGAAGGACGAGUGGUCGCUGCGCAUGAAGCGCUUCCAGCGGCGAGCACGCAAAUGCAGUUGAAUCGAACCGGAAACGGAAUAUGUCAGAGCGGAUUUCAAUUUCAUACACUUGGCUAGGUAUCAGUUUUUGUAUAAAUUGUACAGUUUACUCAAGUUUCUGACCUUUUUCGGCAUCAUGCUAUAAAUUAAUCACACACACACAUACACAUAUACAACAGAUCAGAGAUUAUACUACACAUAGCGGAAUCCUUCUUCCACUUUCCCAUAAGAUACUUAAUAAAUCCUACAAUGAAUCCACACAGUUUAGUUAAGCAUUCUAGUCUAUAUACAACACUACACUUCCCAACACUACACAACACUGUUCAACACUAUAUAACACUGUUGUUCAACACUACUCAACAGCACGCCAAAUGCUAAUUACACUUCAACGAACCUGCGAGUGUGUGUGUGUGCGAAUGUGAAUGCGAAUGGGUGUGUGUGGCGGAAGGCCAUAAAAAACAGUUAUAAAAAUUUGAAACAAGUGUGAAAAGAGCUGAAUGUUUAAUGUUGCUGUGUCGCGUGUCCGGCCAGACGAACAACAGAUGAGCAGGAGACGUGUCCACAAACGGUGUGAAGACAACUGACUGAGGGGAAUACGGAAUACCGAAUACGGAAUACGAAAUAUGGAAUAUGGUUAUGGGUUGUGGGUUAUGAGUAGACAAGCACAACAACAGGCAUAGUCAACACAUAAGUGCAGUCAUAAACCAAACAGGCCUCCAGCAACAUUGGGGGUAUUCAGGAAAUGGAAAUGCAAAUUUUGCAAUUUGUUAGA